Molecule: messenger RNA, 555 nt
Organism: Habropoda laboriosa
Lineage: Eukaryota; Metazoa; Arthropoda; Insecta; Hymenoptera; Apidae
Exons: 4
Coding region: 1-555 (184 amino acids)
Cellular component (GO): extracellular region
Molecular function (GO): chitin binding
Source: RefSeq, a predicted model, not a curated record
AUGUCAAGAAACUGUUACAACUUUGCUGUACCAUUGUUGGUUGUUUUCUUGCCGACAGCGUUUGUUGCCUCUCUGCAGCACCCAAUCGUUGUUCAAGAUUAUAAUUACAAUGGAUAUUAUGAUUUCCAACCAACAGCAAAAUUUGAGAAACCAAUCGUUGUGAAAGCUAUCGACAAACCGAAGAAUCAGCAAGAUUUUAGUAAAAUUCCUGGUAUUCCGGGCGUAGACUAUCCUUUGUAUCAUACUGUACCCCCGACAACUUUUUCCUGCGCUUACGUUCCAUUCGUACCAGGAAUGUACGCGAAUGUAGAAACCGGUUGUCAGGCAUAUCAUAUUUGUCACGAUGGUCGUGAAGGUCAUCAAGGUGCAUCCUUCCUUUGCACUAAUGGGACUCUUUUCAAUCAACGGGACUUCGGUUGCGAUUGGUGGUACAAUGUGAAUUGUGCUGAAGCCCCAGCUUUGUACAAGUUAAACUUAGAUCCUCUGAAGAAUCCUUAUAUACCAAAAGAAAAGAAGAAGCCUACACCAGAACAUAUGAGAAUCGUUAUCCUUUGA